UCUUGCACAUUGUUAAUAAUAUGGCCCGUUGCUAGGCAUAAUAAUGAAUAACAAAGAUUUGGUGUCAUAAUAAUUUGUGUUUUGAUAGGAACUGUGGCAUAAAUCUCCAAAUCUAGAUUAAUAGAAAAAUAAUUUCCAGUGCAAUGGAUUGUUUUCAAGGAAUGAAGCAGAAGUUCCUUGCAUGUAUAAAUACUAACAACGAAGGACUUCUUUUUAAUCGCAAAGAAUUCAUCAUAUACAUAAUCUUUCUUGUGACGGUAAUGAUAGGAACAUACGUGAAGACAGACAACAUGAACUAUUGGAACACAAAACAUGCAGAUGAUUUGAUUGCGAAAAAACAGUUUGAAGAUGUUAUUAAAGAAACAAACUUCAAAGACUUAUCAAGUAUAACUCAUUUCUGGAAGUUUGCAGAGACUAUAAUGAUUGACGGUAUAUACGGGAACUACAAAGAUGAUACGCAACAACCAGUUGGAUAUACGUUGCAAGAUAGUAAGAUGAUCGGAGUAGCAUUCCUACGACAGGUAAAAGUGAGAAAUGAUUCAUGCAUAGUACAAGAAGUAUUCCGGCGAUUAUUCCCCGCAUGUUAUGACUUAUAUUCACCUGCAAAAGAAGAUAAAGAACCAUUUGGGCCAGGAAUCGGAACAGCGUAAGUUUUCAGUCAACAUUUUCAGCACACUACUUUAUUGAUGUAAUUCAAAAUAUUCCCUUUAUGUUUAUAGGAAAUCAUAUGAAGGAUAUGGUAAAUACCACAGAGUUGCCUCUAUAAAAGUGCUUGGAGAAUUGGAACUGUUUUUAGCAGAUAAAUUUGGUUUAUUUUACAAGACGGUCCUUCAAUGUCCAUGUAGUACAACAAAAUUUUCUGUUUUCUUUAAGACUCUUCUUCAAAAGAGUAAUGUACUAUAGUGUGUGUAUUAUUUAGUCAAUUCACAUUAAACGUCUGAAGCUUGCAGACAAACAUUUAAAGUAGAAAACUGGUUAUGAACAAGAAAAAUAUCCUUCGGCCUUACCGCCACCUCAUAUGCAUUUAUCAGAUGUUACAGUUUACACUAAUUCCAGGAUCAUCAAUUUGCAAGGAUG
Molecule: messenger RNA, 1077 nt
Organism: Zootermopsis nevadensis
Lineage: Eukaryota; Metazoa; Arthropoda; Insecta; Blattodea; Termopsidae
Source: RefSeq, a predicted model, not a curated record